Molecule: messenger RNA, 2619 nt
Organism: Penicillium pulvis
Lineage: Eukaryota; Fungi; Ascomycota; Eurotiomycetes; Eurotiales; Aspergillaceae
Exons: 5
Coding region: 1-2619 (872 amino acids)
Biological process (GO): septin cytoskeleton organization
Cellular component (GO): cytoplasm; plasma membrane; cell division site
Source: RefSeq, a predicted model, not a curated record
AUGGAGCUAUCCCGGCAGGAAUACCCAGCGCUGCUGGCCACCUUGCACCCUAGCCAAGCUAACAAUGUCCUCACCGAUCGCAUUCGUGUAAUAAAUAAGAUCCACUCAGAUAUCGCAGACUUUCUCCAGGAACGGCGUCGCGUGGAGGAGGCAUACACCCAAGGCUUGCGAAAGCUGGCCAAUCGCCCUAGCCUGGACAAUGGUGCCGCACUUGGCGUUUUCCAAAUCCCUUGGCAGCGCAUCAUUCACGCGACCGAGGCACUCGCUACAUCGCACGAGACCCUUGCGACGAAGAUCGAGGAAGAUGUCGAACGCCCUCUUAGGGAAUACAGCACUAAGAACCGCGACAUGCAGUCAAUGCCCGGAAUCCAAAGCAAUCUUGCGGGUUUGGCCAAAAGCAUCGAGGCGGCUCAGGAUAAAGUAGAAAAGGCCAAGAAGAAGAGCACCAAGAACCCAAAACAGCUGGCAACUGCAGUUGCCGCCGCAGAAGAGGUCAGCCAGCAGUGGGAUUCGCGUGCGCCUUUUGUAUUUGAGCAGCUUCAAGCUGCAGAUGAAGGUCGACUCAACCACCUGCGAGACGUGCUCACGCAGCUAGAAACCCAUGAGGUGGAUCAAAUCGAGCGCGGUCGGCAGGCUGCUGAGAGUUGUCUGAAUGUUCUUCUGAACGUGCAGACUGCAGAUGAGAUCCAAACAUUUGCUGCUAAAAUGAAGGGAUCGCGCAUCCCAGCCUCGUCAGCCGUGCCUCGAGGAGAACCUCCCCUCCCCGAAACGCCUCCAGCGCCUACUCAGUCAGCUUUUGAGACUCCAACCACUACGCCGCUGGCACCUCCGUCGCAUAUUCACGACGAUGCGGAUAGCCAGCGUUCAGAAAGAUCAGAGAGACAGACGCCUACUCCUACACCCCCUGCUCCAGAACCACAGCCACGAAAUAUCGCAUUGGGUGGGCUAAGGCGACUCGGUACUGUCAUGGGCAGACGGAAGAGCAUGGUCAUACCGUCAGGUUCGUCCUUCGACAGGAAGGCAGAGAAGAAGCGCAGUCCAUUUGCACCUUUCAAGAGAUCCGAUUCAUCGAGAGAUAUGCAAAUCCCCGAAUCACCUCCAUCCACUGCAGACCGUCCCGGCACAUCGAUGACCGAGGAAGAAUAUACACGAACCCCUAGCGUGUCGCAUGAUCAAACCGCAGGGGAGGCUUUUGCUCCCGCUCCGAUUGCACAGCCAUUCCCAACUACAACCAACGGCGCCUCGCCAGAAGCCCACUCCGGAUUGAUUAGGAAUGGCACCGAUCCUUCGCACGUUGAUUCAGAAGGGUUCACUGAGCGCCCCUCGACAGUAGAUGAAGUUACUCGUGCCCAGAGGGAAGCCGCCGGACUGGAUGAGUCUGGUAUGAAUUUGACAAUCCGUGAUCAACCUAUUUUCGAAGACGAAAGCCAGGCCAAGCAAGCCAUGGAUGAGAUGGCAAAUACUCUUCGCUUGCGAGCUCCGCAGUCUGUUAUGAGACGGAAUGCGGGUACUAUCCGCGGUCGCCGUGACGUUCGCAAUACAGUUUUUAUUGCAAACCCGGGUAACGAGUUGGCUCCUAAUCCACUUGCAUCUGAUGCGUACUCUCCAUCCUCUCCGAUCAGACACGCUCCUUCUAUGAGCACUGCCACGGACGACCAUGCCGUUUCGGACACCACCUCGGUCCGCUCGGGGCACACUACGCACGGCCAGACCUUCAGCAUGCAUCCUGAGCUAUAUGAGCCCGGUCUGAAUGCAUCAAUAAUCGAGACCGUCAACGCAUGGUUUUCGGAGGGCCAGGUGACCAAGUCCUCUGUGAUGGGUGAGCUUGCUCUAGCCCACAACGUUGCGCCAGGCUUUGCAGCAGACUCCUUGCGCAUUCGUCUGGAUAAUUUCCCUCUGCUGGAGAAGGUCGCUGCAAACCCUCACUUCGUUCAUGAAACUAAAGACGCUGGCGAUGAGAAGCGGGGCGAGUAUGAACUGCAGCUGGGCAGCAUUUCUCGGCCCAUGCCAACAGUGGCCUUCAAGUACCAAUUGCAUCUCGACCCUAGCAGCGCAUCCUCUUACUGCCCUGUUGUCUUUAAACCAGCUUGGAACCUGCAGGAAUCCCAAGCCAGUGCUAUCAUUUUCUACUCAUUGAAUUCAGCCUUUGUAUCGCAACCUAUGGAAUCCAUCACUUUAAAGAACGUGAUCUUGACUGUGGGCUUGGACAUCGCCGCUGAAGACGAAAUAACCAAGCAACCCCGCGAGAGUGUUGCGCAUGCAACCAGCGCCGUCAUGCACCCGAACGCUGGCGCUACUUUCCGCCGCAAGAAUUCUACUGUCACUUGGAGAAUACCUGAGCUUGAAGUCAAGGCCCCUGGCUCCGGUGACGACGGCAAGUUCCUUGUUCGCUUUUCCACAUCCACCCCUGGCCCUCGCAGGGGCAAUGUCGAAGCAAAGUUCGAGCUCCACACUACCGAGUCCGCCUCUCGACUUGGCGUCAGUCGUGCUGUUUCGGAGUCCCCUCAGCAAGAAAGUGAUCCUUUCGCUGAUAGUGGGAAACAAUCCCCGGCCCCAGUCAACUGGCAAGAGGUCCCAACCAGCCGCAAGCUGGUUGGCGGAAAAUAUGUCUCCGCUUAG